AUGCUACCAGACCAUGAGGAGGGCUCCUCGGAUAAUUACGACGUCUUCCUCUCCUCGCUACGAUCCUAUCGCAGCUCGGUCCUUAAGCCCUUCUACCUGUCAGCUGCUCCAGUAUGCACGUCAGGAAACGGAACCAUAUCUAGAGCCACAUUAGCUCUCGUGGACUUCAUCUUCAUCCGGUUUUAUAACUCGGCCAAAUGUUCACUUGGUACGCCGGGUUUUCCUCAGUCACUCAAGGAAUGGUACCAACAAACCAUACCCUCGCCACACUUGCCGUUUCCGAAAGUGUUGCUGGGAGGCUUGAGCUUUGACAACGGCAACACGGGUUAUGUGUCAGCAGAAACAUUUCGGGAUGCAAUCCAGGCUGCGAGGCGACCUAAACUUGAUUGUUGGUGGAAUGAGCACAAGUUCGGCGGAGUCAUGCUUUGGGACGGUCCCAGAGGACUAAAGAAUGAGGUGACUGAUGGAGUGGAUUACUUGACAUAUGUCAAAGAUGUACUAGCUAAAGAUUAA
Molecule: messenger RNA, 513 nt
Organism: Didymosphaeria variabile
Lineage: Eukaryota; Fungi; Ascomycota; Dothideomycetes; Pleosporales; Didymosphaeriaceae
Exons: 2
Coding region: 1-513 (170 amino acids)
Cellular component (GO): extracellular region
Molecular function (GO): chitinase activity
Source: RefSeq, a predicted model, not a curated record